Messenger RNA from Carica papaya (papaya), 1718 nucleotides. NCBI's taxonomy places the organism in Eukaryota, Viridiplantae, Streptophyta, Magnoliopsida, Brassicales, Caricaceae. The record is from RefSeq and is a predicted model, not a curated record.
ACGACACCGCCUCGAAUUUAUAUUCAUUAACAGGGACGAUGCUGGCACCGCCACGUCUUCUGGGAACUCCUGGCUCCCGCCGGACUGCAGCUCAGAGUCAACGGGAUAAGCGGGUUGUUGAAUGAAAGCUUCUUCUUCCUCACAACUACUAGAUUACAUUCGACCCUUGGGCAACACACUGACAAAUGCCCGAAACGACGCAGUUUCUCCUGUUACCAAGGGGAUUUCCUUGCACGUCGUCGUUGCGUCACAACCCUUCGCGACUCCCGACGUCUCACGUAAUUAACAGCUUCAAUGCCCCAAAGCAUCAUUCUCCGACAAUGUUCUUUCCUCGAAAUCGAAGGCUCCAUCUUCAACUUCCUAAAAAUUCAUCUUUCGACGGAAAUAAUCUCACCGGUAGAAACUCCGACGUCCUACGCCGGUCGCCAUCAACAAAAUCUAAUUUCGUAGUCUGUGCUUUGCCUAAGGACUCAUUCACGUCCUAUAAUGACAGAGGAACCAUAAUCAGCUCAUUGAUUUCGAUAUCAUUAGCAGUUGCUAAUCGAGUGCUCUACAAGCUCGCUCUCGUUCCGAUGAAAGAGUUUCCUUUCUUUUUAGCUCAAUUUACCACUUUCGGGUACGUGGUGAUUUACUUUUCGAUAUUGUAUAUGAGAUACGCUGCGGGGAUGGUCACCAAUGAGAUGAUGGCGCUACCUAAAUCACGGUUUGUGGCCAUUGGUAUUCUAGAAGCUCUUGGAGUUGCCAGUGGGAUGUCAGCUGCAGCCAUGCUUCCUGGACCAACCAUACCAAUACUGAAUCAGACAUUUUUGGUGUGGCAAUUGAUUUUUUCUGCUAUUAUCCUGAGAAGAAGGUAUUUGUUCAACCAAAUUGCUGGUUGCUUGCUUGUAGCCGUGGGUGUAGUGGUGGCAGUUUCAAGUGGGUUUAAUGCUGACCACAUGCUGUCUGGAACUGAUUUUGUUUGGCCAACUGUAAUGAUACUAUCAGCUGCUUUUCAAGCUAGUGCAUCUAUUAUCAAGGAAUUUGUUUUCAUUGAUGCUGCAAAGCGCCUUAAGGGGAAGUCGCUGGACAUAUUCGUCGUCAAUUCUUUUGGAUCUGGAUUUCAGGCUCUUUUCGUAUUUCUCCUUUUACCUUUUUCUAGCAAUAUCUCAACUCUACCUAGAAUUAGUCUAUGAGACAAACUUUUGACAUAACUCCUUUCUUCAAGUUGUUUUUCGCAAGUUAGUCUCCUUAUUUUUUCACCUGUGGUCUACUCAGGCUGUGAUGGUGCUCCCUUGCUUCCACUGCUUUACAUAGUUUCCAAUAUCUCUCUCAACAUAUCUGUGCUGAAUAUUGUUAAGACUUCCUCUGCUGUUGUUGCUGCUCUUCUCAUGGCUUUAUCAGUGCCAAUUGCAAUUUAUGUGCUGUCUCUUCCAUUGCCAUAUCUCCCUGAAGGUGUAAGCUUGAGCCCUUUUUUUCUGUUAGGAAGUAUGAUUCUUGUAUUCGGUCUUGUAUUAUACAACAUAAGGAAGCCUCCUGAGCACGGACCGUGAUUUGUUUGGCAUUUAGUAGACCUACUGCAACAGGGGAUUGAUUCAGAAUUUUUUUGCUAUGGAGAUACAAGUUAAACUGAAGAUCUUUCUUUAAUUGCAAGUCUAAUUUUUUCAAAUAUAUAUCACUUUACCUCCAUUGUCUAAUAUUGUUGACUGCAAAGUUUAUAAUAGAUUUUUCUUUGGACCGCA